This is a messenger RNA of Sinocyclocheilus rhinocerous, 2584 nucleotides long. RefSeq names its product cytochrome P450 1A1-like. Bases 144 to 1724 code for a protein of 526 amino acids. Lineage: Eukaryota; Metazoa; Chordata; Actinopteri; Cypriniformes; Cyprinidae. Gene Ontology annotation, biological process: progesterone metabolic process; hormone biosynthetic process. The transcript is spliced from 7 exons. The record is from RefSeq and is a predicted model, not a curated record. Gene Ontology annotation, molecular function: heme binding; steroid 17-alpha-monooxygenase activity; oxidoreductase activity, acting on paired donors, with incorporation or reduction of molecular oxygen, reduced flavin or flavoprotein as one donor, and incorporation of one atom of oxygen.
CCCCGCUGGAAUACUGCAGCACUUCUCUGGAGCUAAUUGACUGUGGAUAGACAAAUUCAGCUGAGAAGAGGUGAAAGAUUCAUCGGAUCGCUCGGGGUAACCUGUUCAUUGUCUGCAAGAGCAAAGAUUGUUGAGAGAUAGCCAUGCCUCUUACGGUUCUUCCCAUGUUGGGCCCGAUUUCUGUGUCUGAGAGCCUCGUGGCCAUCAUCACGAUAUGUGUGGUGUAUCUGCUGAUGCGCCUCAUGCGUACUAAGAUCCCAGAAGGGCUCCAGAAGCUGCCGGGACCGAAGCCUCUUCCCAUUAUCGGAAAUGUUCUGGAAGUGGGAAACAACCCACAUCUCAGCCUGACCGCUAUGAGUAAGUGCUACGGCCCCGUCUUCCAGAUCCAGAUCGGCAUGCGUCCCGUUGUAGUACUCAGCGGAAACGACGUGAUCCGUCAGGCCCUCCUCAAACAAGGCGAGGAGUUCGCCGGACGUCCGGAUCUCUAUAGCACUAAGUUCAUCAGCGACGGAAAGAGCCUGGCCUUUAGUACGGAUCAGGUGGGUGUCUGGCGCGCCCGUCGCAAGCUGGCCCUCAGCGCCCUGCGAACCUUUGCAACGUUGCAAGGCGAAAGCUCAGAGUAUUCAUGUGCCCUUGAGGAGCACAUCAGCAAGGAAGGUCUCUAUCUGAUUGAAAGGCUUCACAAUGUCAUGAAGGCCGACGGGAGCUUCGAUCCCUUCCGGCACAUCGUGGUGUCUGUGGCCAACGUGAUCUGCGGGAUUUGCUUCGGCCGGCGCUACAGCCACGACGACGACGAGCUGGUGAGCUUGGUCAACCUGAGCGAUGAGUUCGGGAAGAUCGUGGGAAGCGGCAAUCCUGCGGAUUUCAUCCCUUUCUUGCGUAUCCUGCCCAGCACAACGAUGAAGAAGUUCGUGGCCAUCAACGCUCGCUUCAGCAAGUUGAUGAAGAAGAUCGUCAAUGACCAUUACAACACCUUCGACAAGGACAACAUCCGAGACAUCACCGAUUCGCUCAUCAACCACUGCGAAGACCGGAAACUGGACGAGAACUCAAACAUCCAAGUGUCCGAUGAGAAGAUUGUCGGAAUCGUCAAUGACCUCUUCGGAGCUGGUUUCGACACUAUCAGUACGGCUCUGUCUUGGGCUGUCGUCUAUCUAGUGGCCUACCCUGAGAUCCAGGAGCGACUGCAAAGAGAGCUGAGGGAAAAGAUCGGAAUGGACCGAACGCCACGUUUGUCAGACAGAACGGACUUGCCGCUUCUCGAGGCCUUCAUUCUGGAGAUCUUCCGCCAUUCGUCCUUCCUUCCUUUCACCAUUCCUCACUGUACAUCUAAAGACACGUCGCUCAAUGGAUAUUUCAUUCCCAAAGACACCUGUGUGUUUGUAAACCAGUGGCAAGUCAACCAUGACCCAGAACUGUGGAAGGAUCCGUCGAGCUUCAACCUCGACCGAUUCCUCACCGCGGACGGUACGUACCUGAAUAAGAUGGAAGGAGAGAAGGUGUUGGUUUUCGGGCUUGGGAAGCGGCGCUGCAUUGGAGAGUCCAUCGGACGUGCCGAGGUCUUCCUGUUCCUAGCCAUCCUUCUCCAGAGGUUAAAGUUCAGCGGGAUGCCGGGAGAAAUGCUGGAUAUGACGCCAGAGUACGGGCUGACCAUGAAACACAAGCGCUGUCUGCUGCGCGUCACGCCGCAACCCGGCUUCGAAUUCCCCGGCACUGCGGCGUGAUCUGACAGAAAGGUCAUCACAGUUUGAGCUGAAAUCCGUAGCGCUGUCACUUGCGAUUCUGGUUCGGUCCAAACCUCGCCGUCGGCUCGCAAUGCCAAAUAUUUGAAAGAUGUUUGACUGUGAUGCAGGCCAAAGCAUCCGUGCAUUUUACUGCAGUUAUUUCAACCAUGCUGGACCACAAUGCUCAUAACCCAGAGUCUGCAUGUGGCUUUAUCAUGUACAUACAUCUAUGUUUUCACAUGCACAUGCACGUUUGCAUGGGUUCAUCCUUUCAAAACUCGAAUGCUGAUGCUGAUAACAUAUUUGUGCUUCCAAAUAUAGUGCACAGAUAACACAGAGUGCCUGCCGCAGCUCAUGCGCCUUAUGCUGCUUUUGUGCCAGUCUAUCAAAAGAAUGUCUUCUUUUGUCAUAAGCUUAAUACAGAUUCCUCAAAUCUGCUGGACGACAUACACUGAAGCUAUUUUCUGUUUGAUUACGAUCCCAAAAUGUGAUCCACUUGUAAAUGUACAGCCACUUUUACUCUGCACAUUUUCCAUGUGCCUGAUCUUAUACGUUUGUACAGACUGCUGAAGAUUUAUAUAUACUUUUUUGUAUUUAUCAAGGUGCUUCUGGACAUUCGAUAUCAUUCUAGAUCAAAUUUUCUUCCCUGAAUGUUUUUGUUGUUUAAUUGUCUCUAUGACAUGAUACUCUUUGUGGUGCUUAAUGUUUUGUAUAAUGAAGGAUGUCAUGAAAUUAAUGUCUGAAGUACUACAAUUAAUAAUUCCUGCAAAUAUGAUCUCAUAUCAGCUCUGCCAGCAGGGGCAUGUUUUUGCAUAGCCUAUUUGUGAUUGCUAAAUGAAUAAUAAAACUUUCAUUGUGAA